Molecule: messenger RNA, 2922 nt
Organism: Entrophospora candida
Lineage: Eukaryota; Fungi; Glomeromycota; Glomeromycetes; Entrophosporales; Entrophosporaceae
Source: the annotation of a GenBank genome assembly
AUGGGCAAUACCAUACCAUCCAUACUAAUACGUUCUGCAAGAGAUACAGAUAAUAACAAAUGCAUAGAUCUUUUCGCAUUAGCAAUGACUGUUUAUAGAAAGACGUUUCGUAAUCGUAAUCAAUGUGUGCAUCACAGAAUGUCAAAACCAACUGACGGAAAGUUUUUUUCCAUGAAUUCAAAACCAAAGGUAUUAAAUAAGGAGCAAACAAACGAAAAAGGAUGGGGAACGAAUAAAAAAGAGUAUUACGAUGCAGAAGAGCUAUCUGAUUUGGACGAAGCAAAGGAAGAAGAAAAAGAAGUAUUGAGAUUACAAAAGAUGAGAAUUAGUAAAAUGACCGAAGCUGAUUUUUUUGAUGACGAUGAUAAUUUGAAAUUUAUUAAUGAAAUAAAACAUGAAGAUAAAGAAGAUGAUGGAAAUGGUAGUAAUGAGAAUAAUGAAGAUGAUGAUGACGAUGAUGAUAGUGUUGAUGAUAGUGUUGAUGAUGAUAGUGUUGAUGAUAGUGUUGAUAAUGAUAGUGUUGAUGAUGAUAGUGUUUAUGAUGAUGAUGAUGAUGAUAAUGGUGUAGAGAUAGAAGUUAUGAAAGAACGUUAUGCUAAUCUUCCAAAGAGUGAUAUCAUUAAAUUAUUAGAAAAUCAAUCUCCUGAACUUAUCAAAUUAUUGAAUGAAUUUAAAGAAAAAUUAUCAAUAAUAAACGAGUCAACUAGACCAAUAAUUGACAAAGCAAAACAAAAAAGAAUUGUUGAUAAUCCAAUAAUGGAGUUUUUGUUUAUAAAACACCAGACAUUAUUAAAUUAUCUCACAAAUAUAUCAUUUUAUCUUUAUCUUAAAUCUUCUGGGACCUCAAUCAAUUUGUUUGAACAUCCAAUAACUGAUACACUUUUGGAAUUGAAUAAUACAUGGAAAAAAUUGGAAAAAUUAGAAAUAAAAAUGAAAAAAUCCAUUGAUUUAUUUAUUGAAAAACUGAAUGAUGAUAAUGUUGAUGUUAUAGAUUGGCAGAUUGAAUCAAAUAUUAUUGAACAUGAAAAUCAAAGUUUUCAAGAAGAAAAUGAUGAUGAAAUUAAUUCGGAAAAUGAAAACAACAAAUAUUAUGAAGAAGAAUUAUUAGAAAAUAACUCUUCUGAUCUGGACAAUUCCAAACCUUCUUCUUCACCAAAAUUGACUCCGACAAUAUUAACAUCCGUAGUAGAAAAUGAAUUCGAAUCGACUGAUUUUGGUGAUUUGGAUGUGUUGGAUGAAGUAGACGCAGAAGAUAAAAUUCAAAGAAAAAAAUCUUUACGUUAUCAUGUUUCCAAAAUUGAUCAAAAACUUGCUAAACGUGAGAAAGCCAUUAAAUUAAGUGGAGAUACAAAAAAAGUUGAAAAGAAAUUACAAUACAAUCAACAAAAAGAAGAAAACAAAAUUGUUUCAUAUGAAGAUGAUACACUUCCAAACGGCACUAAACGAAAAAUCAACUAUCAAAUUUACAAGAACAAAGGUCUUAUGCCACAUAGAAAGAAGGAACAACGUAACCCGCGUGUUAAACAUCGUAAUAAAUACGUUAAAGCAAAGAAAAAGAUCAAGAGUAUUAAACCUGGUGUUAUCAAACAAAAAGGAUUUUAUGGUGGCGAAAGUACUGGUAUUAAUGCUGGAAUAUCAAGAAGUGUCAGAUAUUCUAAUAUACCCAGUAAAGUUGUCAUGGAUUUUGGUUCAGAUGAAGAAUUUUUUCAACCCGUAAAAAAAUAUAAUCCUUCAAAAAAAUCGCCUUUAUCAUCAACGCGUUCUUCAAAAAACCAUGCUGAAACUGAAUUCAAUAAUAAUGAUGAUGAACGAAAAAGUGUCAUUUCACAGACACAACUGCUUCAAGAAUCAACAAAAUCUCAUUCUGUUCUUAUAAGAAAUGAAACAUUUUCAACAAUUGAUAUUGUUGAUCAUAAAAAUAUGCUUCCUAUUACUACUAAUGCAUCUGUUAACAAUGGUCUUCAGAAAUUAAAAAUUUCAGGUGAUGAUCAAACAGUCUCUUCUACUGUUACAACUGCUGCUGCUGUCAUUGUCACAAUCACAGCUAAUGCUACAACUGCAACUACUAAUAUUUCUCCAACUGACAAUCACAUUUCACUCCCUGACAAACGUAAAGCUAAUGAUGAUGUUGAUCAGGAAGAAAAUUUCACCUCAUUACCAAUUGAUGUUCCAGGUGUUGAAAAGAGGAAAAAAAUGGAACAUUCGAAUGAGAGUGAAACAUUGCCAAAACUAACAAAAAGGCCCAGGAUUGAUAAAAAGUCAAAUGAUAAAAAUUCUUUUGCUGGUACUGAAAUAAUUUGGCUAUCAAAAGCUAAAGUUUGUCCUUAUUGUGACAAAAAGUGGGCUUGUAAAACAGAUAAUGUUAAAAAUAGAAUUGCUCACAUGAAAAGAUGUGGCAAAAAACUUAAAAUCUCACCUGCAGAUAUGGUUACAAUAGUAAGGGAGAAAAAAAUUAUUGAUUACUUUGCUGAUUCUGAUUUUGAAGAUUUCAAAAUAGUAUCAAGGCCAAUCAAAAAACUAGUUGAUCCGAAUAAAAAUAAAAAACAAAAUGGAAAACAGAUGAUGGCAUAUGAUUUAAACACUACACCCAUCUUACCUCCAAAUGAUGCAAUUAAACGAUCAAACAGACUUGCAAAAAAAUCAUUUUUAAGCAAGCCAUCUAUAACUGAAUUUACAAAAUAUUUGCCAUCAUCACCAUCACUAGCAGAAUCAAAUAAAAGCAAGAUAGGUGAACAUUUUAAAAUGAUCAUGGAAGAAAGACCUAAGAGCCAUAAAAGAAAUUAUACUUUGUGGCAAAUUCAGGCAUUUGGUGGUGAAGAUUGCCCAUUAACUAUCAAUGACUACUAUAUUGACAGUGUAAAGAAGGUAUAUGCAGAUUUUGAGUUUGAUAUUGUUCCCAAUCAAAAACAAAAAAUACUUUGA